CUAUCCGUGUAUAAAUUGGCAGGUCGGAGCGCUACUCACUCUUAGCGCUGUCUCUGCUGCUGCUCCUUCUUCUUCUUCUUCUCGCUCCUCGGCACAGCCCUCAACGCCAGCAACAUGUCUGAGAAAAAGAUGACCUCCAGCCGCCGGCAUCACUUAAAGAGUUUGAUCCUGUCCAUCGCCUCCACGUGGAUCCAGCAGGAGAAGAAAGAUCUUGUGGUGGCCAAGCAGAACUAUUUGUCCGAGACCUGCACCAGGCCCAGUCUCAGCGGGGACCAGGCCACGCUCAUGGACACGUGCAGGAAGCUGAACGCCCUCAUCGAUAAAGUGGACGAAGAGAGGUACGACUUGUCCAUCAAAAUCGGAAAAGCUGACAAGGAGAUCGAGGACCUGCACAUAAAGGUGGUGGAGCUGCGAGGCGUGAAGAAGCCGGCCCUGAAGAAGGUGCGCAUGUCGGCCGACGCCAUGCUCAAAGCGCUGCUGGGCUCCAAGCACACCGUCAACAUGGAGCUCAGGGCCAACCUCAAACCCGUCAACAAGGAAGUCAAGGAGGAGCCGGGGGAGGCGGUGGGCGACUGGCGUAAGAACAUUGAGGACAAAGCAGACAGGAAGAAGAUGUUUGAAUCGGCCUAAAAAGCAGUUUUACAUUUAUUGUCAUCAAAAAAAGGUUUUGUUGUUUCAUUAAAUGUUUGCCAAAGUCAAACUUG
Messenger RNA from Syngnathus acus (greater pipefish), 704 nucleotides. Its product is annotated as troponin I, fast skeletal muscle-like. Gene Ontology annotation, cellular component: troponin complex. The transcript is spliced from 7 exons. Bases 115 to 630 code for a protein of 171 amino acids. NCBI's taxonomy places the organism in Eukaryota, Metazoa, Chordata, Actinopteri, Syngnathiformes, Syngnathidae. Gene Ontology annotation, biological process: muscle contraction. The record is from RefSeq and is a predicted model, not a curated record.